AUGAUGCCUUCACCUGCCAAAAUUUUCCCAUGUCUCAUCCCCUCUUUUUGUAAGGAGUAUAUCUCUAGCAACCUAAUUCUUCUGAAUCCUACUGCCCGGCACCCACCGGCUGGCCAGUCAGCCACUUCCCUGCACUGCCGCAGGGGUGGGAAGACGACAGAGGUGGUCCUGGACAAAGAAAGGCUAGGAAAGAAGCAGCUCCUCUGGCUGCACCUGUCCCACAUCCGUGUCAUCUUGAAGAGCUCCCCUGAGGUGUCCAGCAUCAACCAGGAGGCACUGGUGCUCACUUCCACGGAGGAACUUGUUCAAUAUCUAGCCCCCUAUUCAUAGAGACAUGGCAGUGGAAAGGAAGAGAAAACCCUGACUUACAGUGACUUAGCAAGUACUGCAGAGGAAUCAGAAACUUUUCCAUUUCUUGCAGAUAUAUUGCAAAAGAAGAUUUCGGCUAGUAAAUACCUGAAAAUGCUUAAAGAGGAAAAGAGGGAAGAAGAUGAAAAGAAUGGCAAUGAUAAGGAAAGUGACCAUGCGAAGCUGAACCCUAAACCAAAAAAGUGCUUUAAAAACUAA
Molecule: messenger RNA, 567 nt
Organism: Cebus imitator (Panamanian white-faced capuchin)
Lineage: Eukaryota; Metazoa; Chordata; Mammalia; Primates; Cebidae
Product: chromatin accessibility complex protein 1-like
Cellular component (GO): CHRAC; nucleus
Molecular function (GO): protein heterodimerization activity
Source: RefSeq, a predicted model, not a curated record